AUAGCUAACCCGAUACACUUAGGAUUCCAAGAUGCAAUAUCCCCUCUGAUAGAAGAAUUACUGUAUUUCCACGACCACACGCUGAUAAUCCUAUUUCUAAUCAGCUCCCUCGUAUUCUACAUAAUUUCCGCCCUCCUCCUCCCCAAACUCUACCACUCGAGCGCCUCAGACGUCCAAGAAGUAGAAGUAAUCUGAACUAUCCUGCCCGCUAUUGUCCUCAUCUCAGUCGCCCUUCCAUCACUUCGUACCCUUUACCUCAUGGACGAAACCAACAACCCCUGCCUUACUAUUAAAGCAACCGGACACCAAUGAUAUUGAUCCUAUGAAUACACCGAUUUCUCUGCACUAGAAUUCGACUCCUACAUAGUACCCACACAAGACCUGCCUCUAGGCCACUUCCGUCUUCUAGAAGUUGACCACUGCAUGAUUACUCCAACAAACUCAACCAUCCGAGUACUAAUUACAGCCGAAGAUGUGUUGCACUCAUGGGCCAUCCCGUCCAUCGGAACAAAAAUAGACGCACGUCCAGGGCGCCUAAACCAGGUCAUACUCACACUGGCCAAUUCCGGUGUAUUUUACGGCCAAUGCUCCGAAAUCUGCGGGGCAAACCACAGCUUCAUACCCAUUGUCAUAGAAACUAUCCCAUUAAACCACUUCCAACUCUGACUAAAAGACUGCAUGUCCUCCU
Molecule: messenger RNA, 688 nt
Organism: Alligator sinensis (Chinese alligator)
Lineage: Eukaryota; Metazoa; Chordata; Crocodylia; Alligatoridae
Source: the annotation of a RefSeq genome assembly